CCGCUGCUGAUGUAAACAAAGCCGAGUUAGGACCAGCAGCUCGGUUCAAUGAGUUAAAAGGUUAGCUUGUGUAUAUAUACAUAUAUAUAUUUAUAUAUAUAUACAUAUACAUAUAGUCUAAAGUCGAGUCUGUGUGUGAUGGAGCUCCGCUCCGACUGAACCGGAACCAGCAUCAUGUCCAUGGAAGACCCGUUCUUCGUCGUCAAAGGUGAGGUACAGAAGGCAGUGAACGCCGCACAAAGUCUCCAUCACAGAUGGAGCGAGCUGUUGCAAGAGGGAGGCGGAGCCUCCAAGGAGGAAAUGGACUGGACAACCAAUGAGUUGAGGAAUAGUCUGCGCUCCAUCGAGUGGGACCUGGAGGACCUCGACGAGACCAUCAGCAUCGUUGAGUCCAAUCCAAAGAAGUUCAACCUGGACGCAAUGGAGCUGUCAAAGAGGAAAGCCUUCAUCACCAGCACCAGACAGACUGUCAAGGAAAUGAAAGAGCAGAUGGCAAGACCAACGGCUGCAUCAGUGGACAGAAAGAACACACAGACUCUACUCGGCGAUCGUGGUGCUCAGGGUCCCAUCUGGCAGCCUGGUCCUGAUAAAUAUGGAAGACUGGACCGCCAACUGCAGAACGCCAACUCUCAGUUUAUAGAGGAGCAGCAGGGCCAGCAGCAACUGAUGGAGGAGCAGCAGGAUGAACAGCUGGAGCUGGUGUCGGGAACAAUUGGAGUCCUGAAGAACAUGUCGGAGAGGAUCGGCCUGGAGCUGGACGAGCAGGCGGUGAUGUUGGAUGACUUCACUCACGAGGUGGACACCACUCAGUCGAGACUGGACAACGUCAUGAAGAAACUGGCCAAAGUGUCUCACAUGACCAGCGACCGGCGUCAGUGGUGUGCUAUCGGCGUGUUGCUCUCCGUCCUCUUCGUGGUGGUCCUCCUCUUGUUGAUCCUGUGAUGCCUCCUCCGGUCUGGAAUCUGGGACUACUGACCUCUACUGGACUAUUCUGACCUCUACUGGACCAUUCUGGACUCUACUGGACUACAUGUCCCUCUACUAAACUUUUUUGAACUCAACUUAAUCAAACUCUCCUAAGUUGUUCUGAACUCUACUGGACUCUGAGCUCGAUGAACUGUACUGGACCCUACUGGGCUCUAUGAACUCUACUGAAUUCUAUGGACUCGACUGGACACAACUGGACUAUACAGUACUAUACUGGACUAUACUGAACACUAUUGACUCUAUGAACUACUGAACUGUACUCGACUUCAUUGGACACUAAGGAACUCUACUGUUCUCUAUUGGACUCUACUAAACUCUAUGAACUGUACUCUACUAAACUCUACUGAACCCCUUAGGACUUUACUGGACUCAGACAGGCCACACUGUGCAGGACUUCCCUGGACUCUGUUGGACUCACUGGGCUCUCGUCCUGCUGAGUUGGACUGAAAAGGCACUUUGGGUCUUUGAGUGUUUGAUUUUUAUUGCAGAGGUCAAAGGCCAAACCAGGUGGAAACAUGUUUGAUGUGUUUAAAUGUUUCAUAUUUGUUGUAUUUAAAGGGCUGAAAAAAACCGUUUAAUCAAACUUCAACUCUAGUUUAACUUCAGUGUAACUCUAGUUUGAAUUCAGUUUAACUUCAGUUCAACUCUAGUUUAACUCUAGUUUAACUUCAGUGUAACUCUAGUUUAACUUCAGUUUAACUCUAGUUUAACUUCAGUUUAACUUCAGUCUAACUCUAGUUUAACUCUAGUUUAACUUCAGUGUAACUCUAGUUUAACUUCAGUUUAACUCUAGUCUAACUCUAGUUUAACUUCAGUGUAACUCUAGUUUAACUUCAGUCUAACUAGUUUAACUUCAGUGUAACUCUAGUUUAACUUCAGUCUAACUCUAGUUUAACUUCAGUGUAACUCUAGUUUAACUUCAGUUUAACUCUAGUUUAACUUCAGUGUAACUCUAGUUUAACUUCAGUGUAACUCUAGUUUAACUUCAGUGUAACUCUAGUUUAACUUCAGUGUAACUCUAGUCUAACUAGUUUAACUCUAUUAAACCUCCAGUUUAAAGGCAUCCUCCAGCUGCAGAGCCACCGUUGCCGCUCCUCGUCCUGUGAUGCUCUGGAUUCUUGAGGGUCUCUUCCUCGUGGCCUCCACGCUGUUGAGGCUCUUGUUAACAGAAGAAAACGACAUCACAUCUGUUUACAUCUGCCACACAGUUUAAACUCAGUUCGGUGUCUGCUGCUCCCAAAACUCACGUUUAAAACACUCCACACAAUGUCUCUUUUUUUAAAUUCUAACUUAAUCUUUUCACCAUUUACAUCCAGCUUAACUCUGAAGUUCAACUCCAUGUUAGGAUCACAUUAUUCCUGAUGUUACUCAGGUUUAAUUCAGAUUCAACCCUAGUUUAAAUAGAGUUUGUAUCAGGUGUAAUCCUUUAAGUUACUUGGAUCCUGGUUAAACUUCAGUUUAACUCUGAUAAGUCGGAGGUCAAAGUAAAAGCACUAAAGUUCCUGCUUGUGUUUACAUUGCGUGUCUUUAUGUUUCAUAGGAUAUCUUACUUUAUUUGUUUGUUUCCUGAACUGAUCAAUCAGAUCACAUUGUGCAGUUUAUUAAGAAGUGGAUUUCUGUUUGAAUGUUGCACCACACAAAGCGGCAGGAAGUGCAGCCCUGAAGCGAGAGGUGACUUCCUGUCGGAUGAAUUGGUUGUAAUGACGAAGCAGACCACCACACCCAGCCUGUUAAUAAUAAUAAUAAUCAUCAUUUAUUUUAUAAAGCGCUUCUCAAGGCACCCGAAGUCUCUUUACAGUCCAGAGUCCAGGAGUCACACACAGUCACCCGGUGGAGCUCCAUCAGGAGCCACAGCUGCCCUGGGGCCGACUGACGGAAGCGUGGCAGCUAAUCGGCGCCUACGGCCCCUCCCCCAAUCAGCGCCUCCGGCCCCUCCCCCACCACCAACACUCAUUCACAUCCAUACGACCCGGGGUGAGGCUGCGGUGCAUGUCUUUAUGAUACUUUUUUUCUUUAAUACUGUAAUGGAAUGUUCCGGUUAUUAACUUGUUUCAUCUCAUUCUCUAAAGAUAUGCACAUCAUUCAGUAUUUCUGCUUUUUAGAUUUCACAAAGUAUUUCAGGUUCAUGUGAUGCAGGAAUCAAUCCUUGUUUUUUAGAACUAUAAUUCUGAAACAAACAUAGACAUAUUAAUAACACUAAAGAUAAUAACCAUGCCGUAUUUUGUUGUCAGAUCUUGAAUCAGACCAAUGACUGAAUUUCUAUUUUGAAGUGGAGCUGCUGUUGAUUGGUGAAAACACGUAUCUGUCUUUGUUUUAUUUGUUGAUAUCAGCAACUUAGUGAAGUUGAAUUUUGUUUCAAUAAACUGAUACAGAAAAUACAA
Messenger RNA from Pseudoliparis swirei, 3368 nucleotides. It is a transcript of the gene stx6, whose product is annotated as syntaxin 6. The coding region runs from base 175 to 942 and encodes 255 amino acids. The transcript has 8 exons. Gene Ontology annotation, biological process: Golgi vesicle transport. Gene Ontology annotation, cellular component: membrane. The record is from RefSeq and is a predicted model, not a curated record. Lineage: Eukaryota; Metazoa; Chordata; Actinopteri; Perciformes; Liparidae.